Molecule: messenger RNA, 3990 nt
Organism: Cloeon dipterum
Lineage: Eukaryota; Metazoa; Arthropoda; Insecta; Ephemeroptera; Baetidae
Product: AT-rich interactive domain-containing protein 5B-like
Exons: 9
Coding region: 113-2254 (713 amino acids)
Biological process (GO): regulation of transcription by RNA polymerase II
Cellular component (GO): nucleus
Molecular function (GO): transcription cis-regulatory region binding
Source: RefSeq, a predicted model, not a curated record
CGGGUAUAUACGAUCUACACCACGUGACGUCAUAAUUGGUGUAUUACAAAGUGAACCGAUGUGCGAUUCAAACGUGUGUUUCGGACUGCUCUAAUUCAAAUCGCGUUUAAAAAUGGACAACGCCGCUGUUCAGUUGGUCGGUGAACCGUGCCACCGUCACGGCGCGUAUACCUUCUUCAAGGCAUUUCAAUUCGUGGACAAGUGCGGCCAGAAGAGGACAAUAUCGAUUAGUGAAUUUUUCUUCGUCAAAAUAUGGAACGAUUCAGACCUUGUGAGCAUCGGCGAGCUGCAGUUGUUGUGGCAAGACAAAAAUAGUGAUCAAAUUCUCUCCAGCCUAAGGCUCUAUUUCCUGCCCGAAAAUACCCCCGAGGGCAGAAACGACGAGCACGGAGAGGAUGAAGUGAUGGCUAUCACAGAAAAAGUUGUGCUCAAAGCGGACGACCUGAUCUCGUGGAUAAUCGGCGGCAGCGUCGAUUGGCGUUGGGGACACCGGCCGCGCGGCCCCAAAAUAAAAAAGGAAAAUGCCGAUCCAGAGAUAAAGAAAGAGCCGAGCGAUUUCCGCACACAGAACGUGGUGGUGAUGAGCUUUCCCCGCUACUGCCGCUACCGCAGCGUGGUGAAGCGCAUCGAGGGCGAGGAGAAGGAGGCGCCGCGACACGCAGCGCUUACCGCCGCCCUCGGAGGACUGCCCGACGCCCAAGCGGACACCGUCGUUCUCUUCUGCAGGGACAACUUCGACUACCCCGAACUCGAGACACACGAACUCCUCUGCAACCACUUAGCACCCAAAUUCGCCGGAAGGCCGAGAAAGAAGAAGAGACGAAACGCAUCGCCAGGAUCAGAGUCCAAUGAGAGUGAAGGCUCGUCGUAUUCGGUAGAAUCAAUUGGAAAAGUAAAGCGACUGGGGUUGAAGCAGCCAACAAACAACAGACCUGGCGCUCCAAGCAUCAGAAAGAGAGGUCCAGUGCGGAAGUCACCGUCCAAACAAGAGGCCGAUUUCCUGCAGGGCCUCUACGCGCACAUGGUCCAAGUGAAGCAGCCCAUCGACAAAGUGCCCAGCCUGGGUUUCAAGCAGCUGGAUUUGUACGCCUUCUACAUGAAAGUGAGAGAACUGGGCGGCUACAAGAACGUGACCUCAAAGCGCAUGUGGAAGCGAGUCUAUGACGAACUUGGUGGCAGCCAGUCAAACACAAGUGCGGCCACCUGCACCCGCAAGCACUACGAAAGACUCCUGCUCGAGUAUGAGAACAAACUCAUCAAGGACAGCGUAACGCCUAAGAAGAGAGGCAGGAAGCCCAAGGAGUAUAAUAACCUGAUGCAGAAGCUGGCGAGCGACGCGAAGGCGGGCUCGAUGUGUCCGCCACUGAGUCCGGGCCGUCGCAAGUCGUGCGGCGAAGAAUCGCCAGCCAUGAAGAGGCGCAAGCUGGAGAUUCUGGCCAAGGGCGGACUGGACAUCCGGCCCGUGGCGGCCGCGCCACCGCCCAUCAUGCCUGAGGCGGUGCUGCUGCAGCCACAGAAACUGUCGAGCGAGGUGUCGAUCACGGUGACGCCGGACGUGUCGCACAUGCUGUCCGAGCGGGCGUCCUCGGCGCUGUCGUACAAGCCACCGAUGCAGCGCUUGGUGCCCAACGUCAGCAUGUUCAGCAUGACAGGACGCGUCUACGACAACCCCAAGGUCUUCGACCGCAACGACGACCGGCCAGAUGGCGGCGUGCUUGACCUCACCAUCAAGCCGGUGGCCAAGCAGCCCGUCGCCGCGCACCGUAACCAACACUACCCCAACGUCUCCAUCCUCCCGCAGAAUGGACACCACGCGCCCUCAAAGCAGGCGAAAAAGACUGAAAAAAGCGGCUCAAGCCUGGAAAUCACAUUGGUUCCUGCGGCAACUGCGUCAGGUUCGGUGGCCGCCCCGCCGACAGGCAAGGUGAACGGCAGUCGGGGCCACCCUGGCCGGCCAAGCAAGGGCGAAGCGUGCGGGGGCGGCGGACAGGGCCAAAUGGCCGCAACGCCGUUCAACCCAAUGCUGCCGUUCAACCCCGAUUUCUACUACAAUGCGGCGCUGUCGCAGAUGCUGAGCCAGGGCAGCUUCGGUCUGCCGGGCCAGGGCCAAAACGAGCUGUACAAGAGCCUAAUGCAGGCGCACCACCUGCCCGGCCUGCUCGCCUGCUUCAACCAGGUUCAAAGCUUCCCUGGCCUGCCCAGGGACGGAUCUACCUCCAUCACGCCCCUUCCGCGCUCAUCUUCCAAGCAGUAGUCACUCAUUCCUCCUCUUCUUUAUAUUUUCCCCUGUCGGACGAAACAACACACUAAAACACAAACACACAAAUGCCAUCUCGGUCUCAGGGAUUGUGUCCGCAGUUUGUCCUCUUCCUACAAUCAACGCUCAAUCGGAACCUAGAGGUUUCUUAUUUUUUUUAUAUGUUUGAAGAAAGAUUAUUGACAGAAAUCAUUGGAAAGUUCGGAGCUGUUAAUAGAUAGUGCCACUGUUGAUUUACAAUUUUACAGCGCAUUUAUGGUGUUAAUAUAAUUUAUUGAUGAGCUGGAAACCAAAAUCAGUCCAGUCGAUCACUGUAGAAACCUGUAAAAAUUUGUUCUCUAUUGAUAUUGACAAAAACCAGAUUAUUUGCCAUAUCAAAUUCCGAAUCAUUCCAAUCAGUCAAUUUUACCAUUUUACUGUUGGGAAAACCCAAAUUGUUGCUACACACUUUGUUUCAUUGUUAGUUACAAACUUAUUGAAAUUAAAAGUUAAAAAUCGCAGUGCAAAAUACCAAAAAUUGUAAAUUAACGGUGAAGUCAUCAGUCGACAUCUACAAACACUAAGAAACUUGCCCAACUGGCUAAUUUAGUGCAGUAAAUCCAAUAUGUAAUAAACUGUUGUCAAUUCUGCCUUGAGACGAUUAUUUAAUUCAAAUUUUUGUAUUAUUUAAAAUGUGGCUCCAACGCCUAAAAAAUUGUAUCCUGAAUCAUAUUAUUGUCUUAUGUUUAUUUUCCACAUCGAAAGGAUAUUGGGUUGAGGCUUGGAAUGAGCCUUAAUAAGUUUAUGAUUAUAUUGUUUAGCGGAAGGUGGCGCAGACUCAAGCGUCAGAAAAGGGUAUUUGCUUAAAGAGUACAACUGUCAAUUCCAGUCCCCUACAAAUACGAACUAACUAAUUAACUGCGUUUGCUGAUUAUUUUUGACUUGCUAGAGGUACCUGGAUUUGGUUUCACCAUAUAUAAAUUUGCGUAGCUAGUAAUAGUGGAAGGUGACUCUUUCUGUGAUAUUUGAUUUGAUGGCCAAUAAUAAUUAAUAAAUAACCUUACUCGUUGAUUAAAUGUUACGGCCUUACAUGUUGAAACAGUUUGCUAGCAGUGUGAAUCAGUUAAAAUUUAAUUCCUCUUCACUACCUACAUAGACAGCGAUUUUGAUUUUUUUGUACAUAGACUGAAACUCUGCGUUUUUUUAUUUGUGUUCAGUUUAUUUUUUUUCUUGGAUGAAUGCUUUGUGCCAAAACGAGUGCAAAACUGCCUAAAAUCGGAGCGGAUUUUCAUCAGUCCGACAUUAUAUACAUUCUAUAUAAACAUAUAUUUCCAUUUCAGUGUUCAAUGAUCUCUUUGUAAAGGUGAACGUGAAUGAACAAACAAGCACACAAUACUGCCACAUACAUAUGUAUAAUUAACUCUUAAGCCAGUUGCAAUUAAAUCUCGGGUGAAUGGUGUCUCUGGGUGACGAACGAACGAAAGACAUUAUUUUCUCCUGUAAAUACCAAGGUGAAUUUAUAGUGUAUAUCGAAAUUAAAAAAUGUAUGCAGGCGUCAAAUAGAAAAAAACACUGUUCUUUUGCACUAAUCUGAAUGUGUUGCAGCAAACUAAUCGACAAAAAUCUGCAUGUGUGUAGUAAAAAUUGCAAGUGGGAGCAGACAUAAAAAGCAAAGAAUGUGACCUGUAAAAUAAAUUUCUAUACUUUUAUAAUGAAAUAAAAUUCAAUAAAACUGUCCAUUUGCAUUUGAAAAA